AGGGAAGUGAAGUGGACUGUUGCUUCAUUCACACUGGACUGCAAUUUUGACAUCUCUGCUCUGUUUUGUGAUCUUUUUUGGGAUUUGAGCAUUGGGACUUGUUUGCCUCUGAAUCGACUCAUUUUUGAAGGCUGGCAUAAUGAUUCAUGGAUAUAGUCCAGUGGUCCAGGCACUCUUGGGGACACUUUUCACUUGGGGACUAACAGCAGCAGGAGCUGCUCUUGUUUUUCUGUUUGUCACUGGUGAGAAAAGAAUCUUAGAUGGCAGCCUGGGAUUUGCUGCAGGGGUAAUGUUGGCUGCAUCCUAUUGGUCACUGCUGGCACCAGCAAUUGAAAUGGCAGAGGAAUCUGGAAAAUAUGGUGCCUUUGCAUUUUUCCCAGUGGCUGUAGGCUUUUUAUUAGGAGCUACAUUUGUUUAUGGUGCUGAUUUAUUAAUGCCUGUGCUGGGUGCAGGGGAUAAUGCCUUUAUAAAUUUAGCACUCGGCCAACAAACCAAACAUUCCAAGGAAAAAGACGAUCCAGGCUGUAUCCAGUCCUAUGACCCAGAGAUGUCCAUCAGGAUAGAUAAAAUAGAGAAUGGGGAGGUUCACUACAGAAGACGAGGUAAUCGUGGCAGCCUAGCAGAGGAUGACACUGAACCCGAAGCAUUCAGCAACCAACAUGAUAGAACAGCCAGCAGUUGGAGACGGAUCAUGCUGCUUAUUCUUGCUAUUACCAUUCACAAUAUUCCAGAGGGACUUGCUGUUGGAGUUGGGUUUGGAGCUGUAGGAAAGACUUCUUCCGCCACCUUUGAAGGAGCACGGAAUCUUGCCUUGGGAAUUGGUAUUCAGAAUUUCCCAGAAGGACUAGCAGUGAGUUUACCACUUCACGGAGCAGGAAUUUCUACAUGGAAAGCAUUCUGGUAUGGGCAGCUGAGUGGGAUGGUAGAACCUGUGGCUGGGAUAGUAGGUGCCAUUGCAGUGGUUUUGGCUGAGCCACUUUUACCCUACGCACUGGCCUUUGCUGCAGGAGCCAUGGUCUAUGUGGUAAUGGAUGACAUCAUUCCUGAAGCACAAACUAGUGGCAAUGGAAGGAUAGCGUCAUGGACCUCAAUAUUGGGCUUUGUCAUUAUGAUGUCCCUGGACGUUGGACUUGGCUAACUCCUCCACUGUUCUUCCUCUAUGAAAACUACUUGAGAGAAAAGGAAUAAUAUGGAAUAAUAAUUUUUUUAAUGAUCAUUGUGUUUACUAAAAUAUAUUUGGGGGGGGGGGGGGUAUUCUUGGUUUUUGGCAUUUGCUGCAUUUGGUUUCUUUUUCUAUGACUGAUUUUUACUGAUAUAGGAUCUUUAUAGGGUGGAGAUUCUGGACAGCUGUAGAAGCUUCUAUAAUUCCUGUAUAUUCUGCUAGAACGCUCAGGGACACUCACCUGAUUACUUAAAAUCAAUGCAGAAGUAACCAAACCAGAAGGUAAAUUUAGAAGAGCUAAUCAAGAGACUAAUGAAUAAUUAUCAUUGAUGGUCAAUAACCAUUCACUUUGUUUGGUGAAUCUUCAUCAAAAGUGAGGAUGUGUUGUUUUAUUCUUUGGUGGUGAAACUCAAUAACUGUGAUGAGUCGGAAAGUUUGAAAGCUGAAGUUUUGCUCUCUCUUUAUCUCAGAAGGUUGAGUCUUUAGUAAUUGAUUUGCUGGCAGUGCAGCAGACCGUGCUGUUAUCUCAAAACAAUAACUGUCACAGUCAGGUGUGCUACUUCAUGAUGGCACACAUAAACAGGCAGGAAGCCGCGUUCGCCGUGUACACGACAUUCCAUCAGGCUUGUUGAUGCCACGGCAGUCAACGUUAUCUCUUUCACUAUCUAUAAAUUAUGAAAGGAACACAGUGUAAAAAACCCAAGGCACGCACUUCAGGACUGUGGCGAGGAGCGCCUGUACACCUUCUUAUCUUUAUCAUUUGAAGACGCUGUUAGCCCAGUUGAAUGUUUACAUGUAUAUUAGUCACAUGAUUGUGUUUUUUUAAUUUUUCUUUUGUGAAAACAGGAUGAUAGAUUUGUUGUCAAACAAAAGAUAUGCAUGAAUUGCCGUCGUUUAGACUGUUUAUUUUUCUUCUUCUUUCUAAAAUGUACAAGAACAAUCCUGUAAUAUAAAUGGAGGUGUUUUAAUUUCCUGCAUUUUAACAUAACAAUGAUUUACCGUUGUAUUAAGGGCUAAUUGAAUAAAAUACUCUGUAGUGUCAGGGUUCUGUUUCCUCUGUCUCUUGUAGUACGUGACUUACGAUGCUUAGUCAAGUAUGCUGUCCACACAAGGAUAUGGAGGGCUUCGUUUCCACGCCUCAGGGUUAUUUGCAUUGUCAUUGCCGUAUUACUGUCAUAAUGAUCCUUCAUACAGUGAUGUUCAUUGCCAGCCAAUUAUUGCUUUAUAGAAUAUGAUGAUUUUAAUGAAAAAAAAUGUGUAAUGUUAUACUUUUUGAAACAUAUGACACAAGUGUUUCCUUGGUUUUUUUUGUGAAGUAUCUCAGGAAAUGUACAGUUUAUGUAUCAUCUUGUGCUGAAGGGCCUUUGUGAUGUUUUGUCCUCUUCAGAUCAUGUGCAUUAUCAGCCAUAGUAGUGUUUGAAAAGCUCAGAUGGCUUUCCACAAAUUAGAGGUGUAUAGAAACUGCAUUUGUUUUCUUACUAUCAUGCACAAUUCAUAUCUCACUGUGCUGCAAAAAUUGGGUUCAUCAUUGUCUUAAUGUCCGUAAGUCAUACCGUAUUAAUGUUGACAUUCUGCCCAGCGAACCAAAUGCAUUUUCUUUGCCUGUCUUUCAUACUGUUAUCCAUGAUUUGAACCCUGCACUGGAUUGACUGGCCUGAAAUAUUGAUUUAGGGAACCAUUUUUUUAUCCAUCCAUCCAUUAUUUUCCUAGCUAACUUUCCAUUUGAGGGACAGGAGCAGCAGCCUGUCCCAGCAGAUCACACACAGGGCGGGAGUAGCACACAUUCAUGCCCACCUUCUCAUAUGCACGUCUGCUCCAGAGUGGUCAAACAGCGUUUUAGGGAUGUGGAAUGAAAACGGAGACACCAGGAGGAUGUGCAAACUACACAUAGUUGGCAUGCUGACCCCCAAAUUAAUUUCUUUCAUGAUUUUUCCAGGUUCCAAAAAAAAUGGAAGCCUUUUAAAGUCACUAUUCCAUUUAAAGUUUAUAUGUCUCACACUGUUUUGGAAUCAAAGUUCCAUUCAAGAUGGCACAUCUUGAUUUUUCCAGGUUCCAAAAAGAAAAAAGUUGUUGAGCACAGGGGAAGGAUUGGUAAUCAAGACAGAGUUGGAACUUGGAUCCCACUGGCCACGGUAGCUUUUGGUUAGUAAAUACUGACCUGUGCCAUAAUUGUGCUUUGCUUGAUCAAGAGUUUAAGUUUGCUUGCCCAUAGAGAGUUUGAGAAACAAAGGUGACAUUUCAUAUUUGUGUCGCACUGUAGUGCUUAGCAGAGCACAGGAGAAGAUGAGAAUGUCAGACAGCAUUGUGACUGCUGCUAAAUUUUGGACUUGGCAUUAAUGUUUUACAUUAACACCAUUGGCCUCCAUUCCAGCCUGUGCGCAGUGUGCUCCUCUUUGGAAGGUAGCAAUGCCUGGUCGAGAGUAUCAGUAACCAUGUGGUUGGCUGUUGUUUUACACAGUAAUAACGCGCAGCAUUUCAAUAGUUACUUUGACAUUGACAGAGAAAAUCUCAAUGACCCAACAGGUUUCUGUGUUCCACUGCCACCUCAGUUCAGUAAUUGGGCAGGGCUGCACCGCUCACAGUUUGUCAAUGCCAUCUUCUAAUCCUGCCAUCCGCCCACCUGUCCAUGUUUUCCAUUACAGGAUCACGGAGAGCAGCAUGGUCACAAUGCUGAGACCAACACAAGGCACACAGUGACACACUCACAUUAGGCAAAUGUGGAGUCGCUCAUUAAGGUAAGAGCAAGACUUCAAGCUGUGGGAGGAAAUUUAAGUAACACUGGGCUUCAACUGCACCCACAUGGCAGCCGUCUUGUAUUCAGAUCCUGAAAGGCAGCAGUGUCACCAGCUGUGCCCUUGUGUCACCCACCUCCUAAUCCUGCCUUAGCGGUACUUCUCAAAUCUCCAUUUCUGAAUUCAGAAUUUCCUGGGGAGAGGAAUGUAGUCAAAUAUGCAUUGUUCUCUUGUUACUCUGUAAUUUUCAUGUGUGUUUACCUCUCAAAAUUUUAAAAGCUACAUAGAAAAUGAAGUGUAGCACAACACAACCUAUGAAAUUCAAAGUGCAGGUCUCGGCUCUUAUAUUUGACUCUUGCUUACUGAAUUAACUUGGCAAAGCUAGAUUUGCAUAGCAAGUCCGUUGUCAGCCAGAUGGAAUCCCAGAAACAAAGAAGGAAGCAAAAUUACACAGUAGGUUCAGUAAACGGUAGUCUAGGUGUGGCCAUAAAUGAAUUGUAAAAUUAGAAGUGGUUCCUUGUUAAGUGCUCCCUGAACCUGAUUUACACUUCUCAGCUAUUCUGGGACUGCACGCCUUUAUUUCAUUACUUGAAUUUUAUCUUUUUCUUGCUGUUUAGUUCCAGUGCAUUGUAAAUUCCUUGUUGCAUUUGUUAUCCCUCCAAACAUCCUGCACAACACAGAGUCAAGAAGAACAAUGCCAGCGGUUUUUGGAAUUAAUUAAACGUAUUACAAAUGCUUGAUUGCUCCUGUAUUAAGUGCCCAGAUGACCAAGGUGUGCCAGUUGCUCAUGUCACGUAAGGUUGGUGGCACCAUCACCAGACGGCAGUGUGUACCCAGUAUGGCUGCCUGAUUUCAGAUUCUGUAACUGCUUUGUAAGUCAGGUUAAUCACAUGGUGGCAGCACUCAUCAGAACCCAUUCUGUGGUUUAUCAUUAAACAUCCAAGAGAAUCCCUAAUUAGGCCUGCAUUUCCCUUAGUGGGACACUUGCACUUUGCAGUGGCAGGUCCAACUGAGCUCUUUGGCAGCAGUGAAUUCCCUGUGGUGGGACAAAGCAGCCAGAGGAAUUGAAAAGUGCAGUUUCUCUUGUGCUUUGCUGCUCAGUCCUGUUGUAGCCUAACAGCUCUUUUCUAUUCCUGUGACGUUUCGAUCCGGCGCAGCUCCAGAGCCACAGGUGUGACUGGUAAGGCGCUGCUAGGUGUUGCAUUCAAAGAACACAAGUUAGUCGGGGGGUCAAGUUUUAUCUGCCUGAAGCAGGGGGUGUAUGAUUGAUCAGUUUCCUUAUUUAAAAUGUAAAAUUUGUUCAGGAAUCUUAGUAAAAUACAUACUGCAGGGUCUUCUGUGUCACAGGCUUUAGAGUCAAAAACUUUUUUGCAACUCCAUGAUCCAACUCUACAGCAGUUCAUUGUUGUGAAAUUUUACAAAAAAAAAAAGGUUAAAUUUUAAAUGAGCCAUUCUUUAUUUUUAUAGUGAGUUUUAUGUGAAGUUAAUUGUAGUACAUUACUGAGUACAGAGCACAGGCAAAGUGACACAGUGGUCAGCAGUGGGACUUCCACUUGUUGCUUUACUGGAAGUCUGGCUUGUGCUAUAAAGACAAUAUGCAAAUAAAACUGAGUUCAAGCCCCCUAGUUCUAUAAAGGAGAUGCUGUAGUCUUGUUAAAAAGUAUAAGACCCCCGGAACAAAACCAAAGUCAGUAUUUGUAAGACUCAACAUUACCCAAUGGAAACCGCUUUAAAGGCAGGGUCUUAUAUCAGACCUUUCAAGGCAGAAGUCCUGAGAAAUUCCCCCUUUGGGUUGGGACUAAUGGAACCCUGCAGACAAGGUGGCCCUGCACAGUCUCUUUCCAGGUUAUGUAGUACCUUUUACAGCAUACAUCAUCACAAGGUGGUGCACUGAACAAUAAAACAUCAACACGAGAAAAGAUUGGUAAACACUAAGAGGAGACAUUUAGAUGUCCAUUGAAAAUGAAGAUGCUCAAAUAUGGGGAAAUAAAGAUCAUCAAUUGUUCCCCAAAGAAUACUUCUAGGCUGCCCGUGUGAACAGGUGGUCAAAUUUCAUGAAGGAAGAAAAAAAUGAGGCGUGCUGCUGAUAAAAGGCUUGUGAGACACUGACACAGUCUAGAGGUGGUCCUGAGCAGGAGCACAGCACUGGUUCAGGUGGCACGUUUUUCAGUUCCAUAGUCUUUCCAUCUAAAUGUCCAACAUUGGAGAGCACAGUUCUCUGCUUCCACACCAUCCCGUUUAGACAAACCUGCAGUGACCGAGGAAUGUAAAGCCAAGUAGGGCUCAACCAAGUAAAGCUAGCAAUUUGUUCUGCUCCAUAUAAACAAGACACAACUAAAAUCACCUGUCUCUUUCACGAAUAGAAAACAGCAUUUAUAUUGGAGCACAAAAACCCCUCACAAGUAAUCCACCCACCAUCCUCACUAUAGCAAGCAGAAGUAUUAGAAUUAGGAGAGUACUUUUUAUGUUGAUUACAAGACAAACAAAUGUCCAGUGUGAGGUUUCUUGAAGAACCAGCAGCACAAAAGACAUUUUUCUGUUUUCCACUUGUUUAUUUUCUGUUUCCUGUGUCCUGCUGCUUCCAUGGGUACAAAUGAAUGGCUUCUCGGUAACUAAAUUGAAGAAUGAAAGAAACUGGGAUUUAGUGGGUUUGUAAAAUUAAUGAGUACAUGUUGAUGGUAAUAAAAUUGUUAAAUACAUUUUAAAAGAUUUGUCAUUUUUCUUUCCAUUGACAUGGUGGUCCAAUCUUGGGGUGGGCAACAGAAGCUUUGGCAUUGUACUUAUAUGUUUUCUUUUAUUAUGGAGGAAAUCAUACAGAUGGCGCACUUGAUUCAAGUGUUUUCUGUAGUGAUUUUUCUUGUCAGAUGAGCUGUUGCAGACGUAUGAGAUCUGA
Erpetoichthys calabaricus (reedfish) is the source of this 6787-nucleotide messenger RNA. Its product is annotated as zinc transporter ZIP11-like. The transcript is spliced from 11 exons. The record is from RefSeq and is a predicted model, not a curated record. Lineage: Eukaryota; Metazoa; Chordata; Cladistia; Polypteriformes; Polypteridae. Gene Ontology annotation, molecular function: zinc ion transmembrane transporter activity. Gene Ontology annotation, biological process: zinc ion transmembrane transport. Gene Ontology annotation, cellular component: membrane. The coding region runs from base 140 to 1138 and encodes 332 amino acids.